Chrysochloris asiatica (Cape golden mole) is the source of this 1158-nucleotide messenger RNA. RefSeq names its product selectin P ligand (gene SELPLG). NCBI's taxonomy places the organism in Eukaryota, Metazoa, Chordata, Mammalia, Afrosoricida, Chrysochloridae. Gene Ontology annotation, biological process: leukocyte tethering or rolling; hemopoiesis. Gene Ontology annotation, cellular component: plasma membrane. The transcript has a single exon. The coding region runs from base 1 to 1158 and encodes 385 amino acids. The record is from RefSeq and is a predicted model, not a curated record.
AUGCCUCUGCAACUGCUCCUACUGGUGACCCUCCUGGGCCUUGGCAGCAGCGUCUGGUCUCCAGUGGUGUGGGAGGACGGAGCCAAGGAGACCUUGAGUCUGCUGCUUGCCCGGGGCCGGAGGCAGGUGCCCUUGACCGAGGACCCAGACUUUGACGAGGAUGUCGACUAUGUCCAGGAAGGUACGGACCCCCCAGAAAUGCUGGAAGAGAGCUCCUUGGCUGAGACCCUCAGCCCCAAGCCUCUGACCUUGGUGGGGACAUCGGAGCAGAGUGGUCCUGCAGGACCUGGAACCUCUGAUGCAACGUCUGUGGAACUGAUCACAAGAGACCCUGCUGGUCUGAGCACAGGACUGGCUGAUCAGGGGAGUCCUGAUACACAGACCCCUGCCAUCCUUCCCACCUCAGACACCCCACCCAUGGGGCCUGUCAUCAGGGCGACUUUGUCCACACUGCCCUCAGGGCUGGAAACCACAGAGGCCCUCCCCACAACGCCAGCUGCCACAGGAGCCCCGACCACCAUGGUCCUGGUCACCACAGAGUCAGCCACCUCUGAACCAGCCACCACAGAACCAGCCACCACGGAGACCCUGCCCACCCUGCCUGUAGCGAGGGAAGCCUCCUCCACAGAAUCCACAGCUUCAGGGUCCAUGGAGCCAGUAGCCACAACGGCCACACAAUCUGCUAACACAAGGGCUCCGGUGACAACCUCCCUUCCUGUGGCCGCCGCUCCUCAAAGCAAGACCACCAUGGCCGCCAGACAGUCAUUUGCUGUCAGCAUCAGGCAAUGGGAGAACAAGCAGGGCCUGAGCCCCAGGAGCUCCGCGACCCCCAGCCCCACAGGAAUCCCAGACAGCAUCCCCGUGAAACAAUGCCUGCUGGCCAUCCUAAUCUUGGCCCUGGUGGCCACUAUCUUCCUCGUGUGCACCGUGGUGCUGGCUGUUCGCCUCUCACGCAAGAACCACAUGUACCCCAUCCGCAGCUACUCCCCCACUGAGAUGGUCUGCAUCUCCUCCCUGCUGCCUGAAGGAGGAGAGGGGCCCAACACCUCAGCAGCCAAUGGCGGUCCCCCCAAUGCCAAGAGCCAGGGCCAGAAGCCUGAGGAGCCUAGGGAGUCACAUGAUGGGGAUGACCUAACCUUACGCAGCUUCCUCCCUUAG